CCAGUUCACGGUUAGCUCAUGAUCAACUUUUCUCCAAUGACCUUUGUGAUUUUUCAUUAGGAUAAGCACUAUCAUUUUCAAAUGUAGAUGUUGCGUAAGCUUUACCGGUAGAGUAUUCAAAUUCUAAGAACAAAAUGCAUUGUAUAGACCAGGUGACUAGAAUAGUACAUCAGGGAUAAAGUUUGGAAAUCUGUUUUAUUGUCUGCCUUUGGCACAUUUGACUAUUGUUUAGGCUACUGUCAAAUACCAGUAAUUAUGAAGGCUCUAUUUAUUACUCUUCAGCUUGGAUGUAAUAAAUAUUUUGAAAGGAAUACAUGAAUAAUCAUCAAAUCACAAAUGCCUAUGUCAGUGAAUUUGAAAGCCACCUUCAUGGUUGUCUCCAGUGACCUUUUUCUGCUCGUGCGCAGUUUACAACCGUGAACAGGCUUAUUAGGAGCUGUCACCUCCAUGAUUUUUGUUUGUUCUCACUGCUCAAGGCAAAGUACAUGAUGUACAACGUCACACCAACUGGCAAAAAUAUUACCGAUUACAUUUUUAGCAACUGAGGUUGCGUCGUUUGAGGGUCGAGCUAAUCAUCGGUGUGACCGUGUCAUGAGGCUAUUUUAGUCCCUCUCUUUAUUCAACCCCUUGCCUUAUUCAAAUUCAAAUUACCCCUGCAAACUCCUUUACAAGCUCUUGCAACGCUUGAUGGAUUUAUUUGUAAAGAGUUGAUCGAUCGCUGCCCGAACAAAACGUCACAAUCGUAACGAGGCACAACAAACGACGUCUGUAAGUUGAAACAGGUAUGGUCUUCAAUAUACGGUAUACAGCCUUUGUAUGAUUUGUAUCAGAGCUGACUGAGAUUAAUAAUUCUGAGUCUUUAAUCCCUGUGAUAAUCAUUAACCCAUCAAGAUCAAGUUACAUAACUUGAUCACCGUUAGAUGGCAUCAAGAAAAAUGCCUAGCAACUGAGGUUGGAACACCUCGAAAAUCUUGCCUACAAUGUACUUUGCUUGAUAAUUUGUAAGGUCGACUUCCUUGUUCCUGCGCAAUUGACUGUAUGCAGUUAUGAAGAUGUUGUCUUGUAUUUGAGUACGUCAUUGAAUAUGUCGUCUAUUAACGUUUCUAAUUCGACGUCUUCUGUCGAUGUCGAGAGGAUCGGAAAGACGGUUGGAUUGAUCGUCAUCGUUUUGCUCUCCAUUAUCGGACAUAUCAUCUACGUGGUAACAUUAUCUCGAACCCCACGAAUCCGUGUCCGAAUCGGACCUUGGUAUUUCUUCACCAAUAUUGCCGGAUCUAAUGUCGUCGCUGUCAUCUUCUCACUCAUCCCCAACAUCAUCGCUACGUGGUCAGGGUCGUGGACGUUGAGUACUGAGUUUUGUAUUGCUUCGGCUUUUAUCACGCAAUUUACUUUCUAUCAAAUAUGGCAUACGGUGGGAAUAAUCUUUGUGGAAAGGUAUGUGAGGAUCAUGAUGCCGCUCAAGCACAAGGAAAUAUUUAGGGUGAUUCCGACGUUGAUUCUUCUAAGUGCACUAUGGUUUUUCGACGCCAUUCUGUCCAUGUUACCCCUGAUCAACUGGGGAGAGUAUGGCUAUCUCACCACAGAAGGACAAUGCGCACAUUCUGUCGACGGCUACCAGAAGAAUGUCUCCCAUCUUUACUUCACCUUUGUAUUGGGAAUCAUCCUUCCGUUGGCCCUGUCGAUUCCCUUGUUUGCUAGGACAGUUAAAGGAGCAUUGAAGAGCUUGAAAGACGACGAGGAUAUCUUCAAGGAGGAAGUAGCAGUCCCAGUGUCGUAUGGAUACCAACUGAAACGCCGUGAAAAGACACUAGCAAGAACGAUCAAGAACCCGACCUUGACCGAGGAGAGGGUGAAGAAACUUAGAAAGAGACAAAAGAAACGAAUCAAAAAGAGAAAGAAAAGGGCAAAGCGUGGGAGAGACGAUGAUUCUUCUUCAUCAUCGUCAUCAUCUUCAUCUUCGUCAUCGUCAUCAUCUUCUUCGUCCUCCUCCUCAUCUGAAGACGAAAGCGCAACUCAUCGCCGUUACAAGGAUGCCAAACGGACGAAACGAGCGUAUCGAUAUCGACCGAACGAGAUGGCGUUGGUCAAGACAGCAGCUCUUAUACUCCUGGCCGUCAGCAUCUGCUGGAUUCCUUAUCUCGUCGUCAAAUUUUUCGAGACAUACAACAUCGCGAUUCCAUCAAUCGUCGUAAUCGUUGUCGCUUUCCUGUCCUACUUUAGCCACGCGGUCUGUCCUUACAUCUACAUCAUCAGCAGCAGGAGCUUCAGGCGACAUAUCCACAAAGCAUUUUGCAGUGCUUAUCUUGCUGCUAGUAAGAGGAAGAAAAAGUCAAGAGAAAGGACACAAAAUGAUCUUCAAGAGAGUGACAAUAUCCAUGAUAAUGAAGCUUAUCUUGGUGAUGAGGAUUCUGGUGUUGAAGCUGUUUCAGAAACUAUGUAUUAAAAGUUGUAUAAAAUUCUCGUAAAUCAUUCCUGUAUAUAUAAUUACAAGGGGAAAUGCUACGGGGGUGUGCAUGCUGAGGUAAUCGCUCUCAUGUUUCUUUCCUUCAAGACAGUGAUCAUAAACAAAUAGAGGAGAACGAAAGAACGAAAUAGGAGGGGGUGAUUGAAGAAGGAACACAAGCAAAAAGAAGCUGUCGAAGAUCCCCUCCUCUAGAUAAUACCCAUAGUCUUUCAUAGAGAAAAAUGCCCCCUACAUGCAGGGUCAUAAUACCUCGGUACCUCCUGUCUAAUAUUCAACUCGUAAUCAUUCUUAAAAGACCUGUACCAAUUUAAUUUGAGGUUUAUUUUCUUGAGACCUUAUAAAAUGGUAUUUCCUUAACAUUAUGAGCUUUAUCGCCUUUUUUUUCAAAAAUCGAUGGCGACAUGUGAGUGCUAUAAUGAGUACAAGAACAAAUUCAAUGUAAACCAAAACGAAGGGGGUGUGUGGGAGCUUCCAUCCCAAAUCCCACAAGUAAACCUGGGGUUCUUUAGUUGUCCAUAAUUUGGGAUCUUGUGUUCCCCAAUUCAAACAAGUGUAAUGCCUCUGGCGGUCUCGCCUGCAUCACACGAUUCAAUAUAGCAGCAGUGCUGACUUUGAAAACUACUAUAAAAUAAUUAUUCACAAAAAACACCAUUCAUAUAAUGAUACAAUACUACGUUCAUUGAUAUUUGACCUUGAUCAUGUGACCUAAAUCUUGUCAGUGAUACUUGAUUACCCCUAUAUCCACAUUUUAUACACUAUAUCUAUAGUCUCACUCUGCUAUGCAGGUGAGACAAAAAGGGGAUUUUCGUUGUCUUUUGAUUUAUUUCUUGGUGAGCUGAAAGAAAAUGUUUGUUCAUUAAAAAUAAUGUAGUGACUCUAUAUAAUAACCAUAAUCUAUUGAGGAUAACUUGCAAUGAGAAAAUAGGAUUUGAACUUUCGUCAUUUCCUUUGAGCGAAUAGCUUUGAAACGUCGUAAAACGUUGCAAGCUACAAAAAAUAUCAUAGAUUAAAGGUUUGUGUGAUGUUAA
Molecule: messenger RNA, 3492 nt
Organism: Lytechinus pictus (painted urchin)
Lineage: Eukaryota; Metazoa; Echinodermata; Echinoidea; Temnopleuroida; Toxopneustidae
Exons: 2
Coding region: 1085-2443 (452 amino acids)
Biological process (GO): G protein-coupled receptor signaling pathway; phototransduction; cellular response to light stimulus
Cellular component (GO): plasma membrane
Molecular function (GO): G protein-coupled photoreceptor activity
Source: RefSeq, a predicted model, not a curated record